Ustilago hordei is the source of this 4611-nucleotide messenger RNA. RefSeq lists its product as uncharacterized. The transcript has a single exon. The record is from RefSeq and is a predicted model, not a curated record. Gene Ontology annotation, cellular component: membrane. Gene Ontology annotation, molecular function: ATP hydrolysis activity; ATP binding; ABC-type transporter activity. Gene Ontology annotation, biological process: transmembrane transport. NCBI's taxonomy places the organism in Eukaryota, Fungi, Basidiomycota, Ustilaginomycetes, Ustilaginales, Ustilaginaceae. The coding region runs from base 1 to 4611 and encodes 1536 amino acids.
AUGCAGUCGUCCGCCUCGCAGCAGGCAUCUAGCGCGCCUGAGACCGACACCUCCAACCAUACAUCUCUUGCUCACCCUCCCGACGACGGCACUUGGGGCGAACCAGAACGAGGCGAGCCUGUCAACGUCAACCAGGCCCUCCAAGACUUCCAGCUCGCUAGACAAUCCUCACGUAGCUCAGCAAAAAGCAACCAUGCCGGUCCAUCUUCAUCCGGUCUGCGUGGAGGCUCAGCCAUCGGUCGUGCUCUUAGUGGCGGCAACUGCAACAAGCAGCCAAAGAUCAACGAAAACGAACUCGACAUCGAGGCCGCUUCCUCCGGCGAGACCUACGAGAACGACUUUGAUCUUGGCAAGUGGAUGCUCACUCGCAACGCUCAAGCCAAGGAAGAAGGCAUCGACAGUGGCAAGCCUGUUGGCAUGCUCUGGAGGGACAUCUCCAUCACCGCUUCCGGCUCGGGAGGCGGAGGUAUCUUUGUCAAGACCCUUCCUGUCGCAAUCGCAAACACAGCUUGCAGAGAUCCUAUCGGAGUCCUCACUACUCUUGUCCCACCACUCAAGAAGCUUUUCACUCCUCGCAACAUGCCUACCACCACCCUUCUCCACAAAUCCAGCGGUAUCCUCAAACCAGGCGAGAUGCUUCUCGUUCUCGGCCGUCCAGGAUCAGGCUGCUCCACCGCCCUCCGUGCUAUUACCUCCAAGAAUCACACAAAUGUCUCUCCAUCCGGCAAGAUCCUCUACGGCGGCUUCUCAGCUCACGACAUCAACCGCAAAUAUAGAGGCGAAGUUGUCUUUGUCGAUGAAGAGGACACUCACUUCCCAACGCUCACAGUUGGUCAAACCCUCGAAUUCGCUCUACGCAACAAGGUACCCCACCGCUCUCGUAGGCUACAAGCAGAGUCUCGCCAGCAAUUCAUCGAGACAUGUAUCGAUGUCAUGCUCAAGAUGUUUGCUAUGACUCACGUACGUGACACCAUUGUCGGUGACCAAGCUGUACGUGGAGUGUCGGGUGGUGAAAGGAAGAGGACUACGAUCUCAGAGGCUCUAGCUACACGUGCUAGCGUGAUUGCAUGGGACAACUCCACUCGAGGCCUCGAUGCCAGCACUGCUCUCGACUAUGCAAGGUCUCUCCGUAUCAUCACCGACCUUGCACAACGUUCGACCAUCGCUACCCUCUACCAGGUCUCGGAGAGCAUCUUUGACCUUUUUGAUCGCGUCGCUGUCAUCGACCAGGGUCGUUGCAUCUACUAUGGUCCUCGCAAGCUGGCUCGAUCCUACUUCUACGAGCUCGGCUACGACACGCCCGAUCGUCAGACCACCGCUGACUUCGUCACUUCCCUCACCGACGUCAACCAGGUCCUUUUCCGACCCGGUAUGGAGGCUUGCGCACCCAAGACGGCUGAAGAUCGUGAGCGAGCCUGGAGACAGAGCAACCUCCAUCGCCAGCUUGAAGCAGAAAUGGAGUCGUACGAAGAGCACCUGGCUCAGGCCGAGCAGGCCGACCGCCUCAAGCAGACCGUCAGGUCCGAGAAACGAAAAGGUGUCAACAAGGGCUCUAGCUACACCGUUAGCUUCUGGGACCAGAUUCUCAGCUGCAUUUGGCGCCAGCUCCUUAUCAAGUGGGGUGCUAGAGGCGACCUCUACGUCAAGCUCUUCACCAUCAUCUCGGUCUCGUUCAUGAUCUCGUCCCUCUUCUACAACCAGCCCUUCGAUUCGCAGGGUGUCUUCACGCGUGGAGGUAUCCUCCUCUUUGCAUGUCUCUUCAACGGAUGGCUCCAGCUCUCGGAGUCGUUCGAGGCUGUUGCUGGCCGACCCAUGCUCAGCAGGCAUAGGCAAUUCGCCUUUUACCGUCCAUCGGCCGUCGUCCUGGCACGAGCUCUCGUCGACAUCCCAUUCCUGUUGGUCCAGUGCUUCCUCUCGUCCAUUAUCAUCUACUUCCUCGCCAACCUCAGGAGAGACGCUGGCGCCUUCUGGAUCUUCUACGUCUACUGCUUCCUCUCGUCGUACAGUUUAACUGCCCUCUACCGCAUGUGUGCUGCCUUCUCGCCUGGCUUCAACGAGGCCAUUCGAUUCUCGGUGCUUGCUCUCAAUGUUCUCAUCAUCUGGGUCGGCUAUGUCCUUCGUAGGCCGCAGAUGAAUUGGAUGAUCUGGCUCAAUUAUGCCCAGCCCAUCUCCUAUGCCUUCGAAGGCUUCUUGGCUAACGAGCUCAAUUACGACAUCGACUGCUCGCCUUCUCAGAUUGUACCUUUUGGUCAAGUCCGAGAUGCAGCCUUCCAGACCUGCUCCCUCACUGGCGGCGUCCCCGGCUCUAUUGUGGUGCCCAGCGCUGACUACCUCUCGACCACCUUCGGAUACUCACGCUCCAAUAUCGGCCGCAACGUUGGUGUUCUUAUUGCCUUCUCGGUUGCCUACCUCAUUCCGACCAUUAUUGGAGCCGAAAUCAUGAACUUUGGAGGAGCUGGAGGAGGAGUGACUGUGUUUGCCAAGACCAAGGCUGCGAAGGCCAGGCUCGCAAACUCGCCUGUCAAGGACGACGUGGAGGAAAAGCCUGUUGUAGCAGCUUCUUCCAGCGACGACUCCAAUGGCAGUAUCACCCGCGCCAACUCACCUGCAGCCUCGGCCAACAAGACGGCCGUCAAGACGGUCGAAGAACUUGACAAGAAGGCUAUCUUCACUUGGAAAGGUGUCUCGCUUACUCUCCCAACUGGACGCAAGCUUCUCGACGAUAUCACAGGUUACGUCAAGCCAGGAACCAUUACCGCUCUCAUGGGUGCCUCUGGGGCUGGUAAGACGACCUUGCUCACUGCCCUUUCGCAGCGAGGCAUUGCAGGGAGCCUCUCUGGUGACAUCCUCGUUGAUGGCAAGCCUCUUGGCCCUGGCUUCCAAAGAGGGACUGGCUUCGUGCUACAAGGCGAUAUCCAUCUCGCCUCGCAGACAGUCCGAGAGGCUAUUGAAUUCUCCGCUCUGCUUCGUCAACCAGCCGAGGUUUCUCGCAAGGAGAAGCUCGCUGAUGCUCAGCGUGCCAUUGAGCUCCUAGAGCUUGAAGAUCUACAGGAUGCCCUUAUCGGCGUCCCCGGGUUUGGUCUUGGUGUCGAGCGUAGGAAGCGUGUGACCAUUGCCGUCGAGCUUGCUGCUAAGCCUGACCUGCUUCUCUUCCUCGACGAGCCUACGUCUGGUCUGGAUUCAGCUGGCGCUGCCUCGAUUGUUCGUCUUAUUCGUCGCCUGGCCAGCGAAGGCCAAGCUAUCCUCUGCACCAUCCACCAGCCCAGCGCACUUCUUUUCGAGUCCUUCGACAAUCUCUUGCUGUUGCAGCCAGGUGGGAAGACCUCGUAUUUCGGAAGCAUUGGCCACGAGCAAGGCAAGGGCUCAGACAAGGUCCGCGAGUACUUCGAACGCAAUGGUGCUCCUGCUUGUCCCCCCACCACCAACGUGGCUGAGUACAUGCUUGAGAUCGUUGCACAGAAGUCCGACAGACCCUGGUCAGAGCGCUGGAAGGCUUCACCUGAAGCUAGAGCACUUCGUGAUGAAGUUGAUGCCAUCAAUGCCGAACGUGCUAGUCGACCUACUGUUGAAGAUUCACGGUCCAAUCAGGAGUUUUCUGCAACUCUGAAGGCCCAAAUCGUCGAAUGCACCAAGCGACAGUUCCGUGAUCUGUGGAGAGAUGCUCCUUUUGCGUAUGGAAUUCUCUUUAGCAACAUCGUCACUGGUUUCGCAGCAGGAGGAGGCUUCUAUGGCCUCGGAAACUCGGUCACCGAUCUGCAGUACCGAGUGUUUGUGGUCUUCUUGGUCAUCCUCAACUUCCCUGCUACGGUCAACUCCAUCAUCUCUAAGUUUUGGGAGAUGCGUAUCACCUUCACGGUGCGUGAGGGACCUUCCAAGACUUACUCCUGGAUUGCAUUUAUGACUGCCUUCGUUGUUGUUUCGAUUCCGAUCGCUUUGGCUGCAUCAGUGCUCUUCUUCCUGCCAUCGUUCUUCCUGCCCUUUGGUCCGCAGAGGUCGACGGUGGCAGGCAUGUGGUACUUGAUGAUCUUCCUCGUGACCUGCUACGAGAUGUUCUUCUCGUUGGCGUUAGCUGCAGCUUGCCCUACACCCGUGACAGCUGCCAACUUGUUGCCAUUCUUACUGCCGUUCGUGGCCAUCGUCAACGGCGUCAUCAAGCCAAAGGCGACACUGCCUGCUCCCUGGUCUGGACUCAUUUACGCCAACCCGCUCUACUGGUACGUUCGCUCCAUGGUCGGCAACAUCCUACACGACCUGCCCGUCCGUUGCCGACAAGAAGACCUGGCUGUGUUCAACCCACCUAACGGCCAAACGUGUGGUCAGUAUGCUCUUCAGUGGGCUCAGUCGGUUGGUGGUCAGCUACUGAACCCGGAUGCCAGCAACAACUGCGAGUUCUGCCAGUUCCAAGUCGGUGAUCAGUUCGCAGCCACACUUGGCGCUACAUGGCAGUUCCGCUGGAAGGGAGUCGGCAUCGUGACUGGCUUUACGAUCGGCCAACUCUUCCUUGCAUACGUUGCUUACUGGUACUUCACAGAGAAGGGCUUCGGCAUCGGUGGCGGCGUGAUCUCAGCCCUGGCUGGGAGGAUAAAGAGGCUCGGUAAGGGCCGUCAAUAG